GGUGCGCAUGAUGAGAGCGAGGUGAAGGAAGGAGAUGAGCUACAUUCUAACGACGCUGACGAAGAAGCGGGAGGUGGACGCCAUCAUCAGAGACACCAUCGACAAGGUCCUGGUCCUUCGAUUCGGCAGAUCUUCCGAAGCCCAAUGCCUACAGCUCGAUGAUGUCCUUGCAAAAUCAUCACGGGAAGUUUCCAAGUUUGCGACCAUAGCUCUAGUAGAUAUAGAUUCGGAGGAGAUUCAAGUAUAUGUUAAGUAUUUCGACAUUACUUUGAUACCAUCGACAGUUUUCUUCUUCAAUGCCCAUCACAUGAAGAUGGAUUCUGGGACUGCAGAUCACACCAAAUGGAUUGGCUCUUUUCACAGGAAACAGGAUUUCAUUGAUGUGGUAGAGGCAAUAUUCAGAGGGGCCAUGAAAGGCAAGCUGAUUGUUAGCUGCCCCCUGCCACCUGAGAGGAUACCGAAAUUCCAGCUUUUAUUCAAAGAUGUGUAAUCAGCAGAUAGGAAUCAUGGGAUACAAUGAUUCCAGCAGACAGGUUUUCAAUUCUGAUAAGUGGGGCCCAUGCUUUGGUAAUUCGUACUACUGGUCUCUGUGUUCUACCGUGAAUCGGAUCAUGCCUAAAAAAGGUCCCCGCAAUAGGACAAUCAUAACAUUUUGAGAUUGUGGCCUACAACCAGAGAGGUAGAGAAAUGCAGCAGUGUACACAUUCAACUGAAGGAAAAAAGAAAGAAAGAAAAGAAAUCCGAAGAUUGGUGGCUAGGAUGGGGAGAUUUUUGGGUCAUUGUCCAUCCACGUGGGAUGCACAGAACAGUGGUUGUCGGAAUCGAAAACUUGGGCUUUUUAAUACCUAGGGAAUGUAUCAUCAAACAAUGUUAUAAGCAUAUUCAUCUAAUUAGAUACUAAGGUUGUUUGAAUGCUA
This is a messenger RNA of Magnolia sinica, 917 nucleotides long. RefSeq lists its product as uncharacterized. The transcript is spliced from 4 exons. Gene Ontology annotation, cellular component: U4/U6 x U5 tri-snRNP complex; U5 snRNP; spliceosomal complex. Lineage: Eukaryota; Viridiplantae; Streptophyta; Magnoliopsida; Magnoliales; Magnoliaceae. The record is from RefSeq and is a predicted model, not a curated record. Gene Ontology annotation, biological process: mRNA splicing, via spliceosome. Bases 35 to 490 code for a protein of 151 amino acids.